Habropoda laboriosa is the source of this 2836-nucleotide messenger RNA. RefSeq lists its product as uncharacterized. The transcript is spliced from 9 exons. Bases 178 to 2796 code for a protein of 872 amino acids. The record is from RefSeq and is a predicted model, not a curated record. NCBI's taxonomy places the organism in Eukaryota, Metazoa, Arthropoda, Insecta, Hymenoptera, Apidae.
GUCACGAGGAACGGGUCUUAAGAUGGCCUACAUUAUCCGGCCUUAUCGGUGAGAGAGAGAGACAGAGACAGAGAGAGAAGCAGCGGUCGCGGUUCGACCAAGUAACACCGAAGGAGGAGGAGGGCAGAUCCACGUGGCGGGAGGAGCGGUCGAGAUAAUAGCCGGACAGGAAGAAAAAUGGGACAAGCGUGGUGCAAGGAGAAAACAUCCAAGGCGCAGGAUUCCAAGUCCCCUUUGGAUCGUGUCUUCGUACGUUGCGCCCACCGGAUCUAUCCCAGUUUGAAGGAGGAAGGAUCGGUGCUAGGUGGCGCCACGCAGAGGGUGACAAGCUCCGAAAUAGGGUACGCUGGUUCGCCGCCAAGGGAGGUUCUCACCAGGGGCAGGAGCAUAGAUUCCGUGGACAGGCCUUUUCAUCCGAGCGACUGGGUCGACGUGAACCUCGAAGUGCCGAGCACACCGAGGCCGAGCUCCGCGCUCACGAAUUUAACCGUCGACACGAGCCUCUAUCCGGCCACCACCACCACCCCGACGUCCAGCUGUUCAAAUUUGAAAGAUGUCACCCCGAUUCCCCCUCCAAGGCGCAGGAAGCGGAACAAGGGCAGGCCCUUGCCGCCAAAACCGGACGAAAUUACUGCGGAAAAUCCAGCGAACGGUCAAAAACGACCCGAGACAGGCGACGAACCGUUAUAUUCGUCCGUAAGAUCGCCAAAAAGCAGCGGGGAUGAACAAGACACGGAAGAAGAGGGGAAACUGGACAAACAUCGGUCGGAAGACGCGGAACGCGAUGGAAGAAGAAUGAAAGAGAUUUACGAACACAAGGUUAACGGGACCGGAAGGAUAAUAUCGAGCGACGUGGUUUCCGGCAAGAGGAUUUUCGAGAUCAACCAGCAGCAGCAACAGCAGCAGCAGCGUAAGGCUCAUGAGAACGAUGAGUACGAGAAAUUCGCGAGGAACCGGACAAGCAAGGACUCGUCGACUCCUAAUCGCGAGGAGAAGAAGAGGCCAAGGGAGGUCGAGAAGCAAAUGAAGGAUUUCUCGAGGGACGCAGAGGAAACGAGCAGUAACGCGAGGACUAAGAACUACAGCACCGUCAGUCUGCCGAAUUACGACGAGUUGGACGUGGCUAGGCAUCGUUCGAAGGGAAACGAGGACGGCCAUGAGCAGCAGGAGGACAAAACGAGGAGGUCCAGGAGACCCGUCAGAAGCAGCACCGGAUCCCUUCCGGCUGAAUCUUUCCUCUCGCCGUUUUCAGAGAAAACGAGCGUUAGAUUGGAAGACUACAUCCCGAGAUCUGCAAACCUCUCUUCGUACCAGGUCCUCGAGAAACUGGAAUGUGGGCCUAACGGUGUGGUUAAAGACAGCAUCGUGAAGUACGAUCCCAGUAAAUCGGACGACUGGGAGCUAGCUGACACUGAUGCUUGUGAAUUGAAUCAUCCAGGACGAUUCUCCUUUGAGGAUUUUCAGGAUAUUGCAACGAUCAGCGAGGACAAGAAGAUCCGUGAGGACGAGGAGGACGUCGUCGACUUCUCGAAUCCUCGAGAGGACGAAAGAGGAGGAGCCAGGUUGGAUCGAGAUGGCUCCAGAUCACCGAUCUACUUGCAGAAACCGGAGGCGUUUGGAAAAACACCAUCCCCGGUACUUGGCGAGCCGGAGUACACCGAAGUGGAUCCAAAUAGAUCUCACUUGAGGUAUUUCGAGCCACCAAAGUUGCCGGACACUUGCAACAUUUCGUCUGUCUGCGAGUCAACAGGGUCCAAGGAGCCGUUUUUCUUGGACGAGACGAAACAUCGUUCAGCUUUAGAUACGAUCGUGUUGUCCAGCGGCGAGAGGCCAGAGUCCGAUCGAUCCGACCAAUCGAGGAUGAUGUUCACCAGGAGUCUGUCGAACGAGAGCGAGCCAAACGAAGACGCGUACGAGUCCAAGGAUCUCCAUUGUCGCUCGUCCGGCCUGAUCAGAACCAUCUCCGAAGAGUCUCUACCGCGAGAGAUGCUGGAGGAGCAAGAACUGGACAAGUUGUUCGACGAGAAACUAGCUAAAGACGUGCACAACAAGCUGAAGAAGAGCAUGGACGACUGGAAGACGAACACACCGCCACCUAGUCCCGAGCCAAGGAUCAAAUCCGAGCUCCUGGACUCCGAUCACUCGACCUUGCUCAAAGUGCUGAAAGAAGAAGCUGCCGAAGAAAGUAACCUGAGCUCGAUGACUCCUAGCCUAACAGAGCUGGAAGCAGCUCUGUCCGAUAUGUUGGAGAAGGAGGAAUCGCACGAAGGAACCAGAGAGGAGAAUAAAUCUGGUGUAACGAUCGAGAAGCCCGAGUUCCACAAGCAUUCUGACGGUUCCAAGGAUCAAACGGGAGGAUCAAAGAUGAACGAUCAGAUUCUAGUCGAGCAGGAGUCUAACAGAGAGGUCCCUACGUGUUUGAAGCAGAUCCAGGAGGACAAGAAACCGGCUAAUAAAAGGAAAGUCUCGUUUUGCUCGUGGGAGGAGUCUGUAGCAGAGACAGAGGCAAGGAAUGUCCGAGAAUUCAUCGAGGACUCGAUGGAUUUGGAUAAGAAGGGUAUUCUUCGACUGGACGAGGACGGAGGAUUCGAGAACAUGGUCGUUUCCAUGGAUGUCCCACCGGAGAAACCGAGCAGGUUGAACAGGAGUCUAGAGGAUCUCAUGGAGAACACGGAAAUCGUUCCUACGCCACCUAGAAGGAGGAACAGGAGUGUCGGUGUGGCAAGGAAGGAGCCAGAAAUGGCGCAAAAUGGCACCGCCAUUACCGAGGCGCUCCCAAAUGAUAGACUCAUUUAAUUGUCGUUAGUGAUGAUGAUUGUUCAGGGUGUACUUAAAG